AACUCCCUUCAACUCAUAUCUGUCAUUUCCAAGGCUUACCCGCCUCUCCGACAGUGUCUACUAACUUCCCGAGGAGCAGUACAUUUCUCUCUCUCUGCUUGUAGAGAGCUGCAACUCUGAACAAAUGCAUGAAAACUGGAAGACCAUGCUCCCUCCAAGGUCUUAUAUCAUAGGAACCCUGGUCAUAUUCAUACUGUUCGUGGUGGGAUUUUGCAUGCAGAACAAAGGAAUUGUGUUUCUGUUUAAGCAAGAACAUUCGAUUGACUGGUCCCAAAAAGUGGCAGAGAAGGCAAUAGAGCUGGAGCACUGCGAGAGGAAGCUGCUUUUAAAGAGUGGAAAUAUGAGAAAAAUGGGUCUGAAUGUUCUCUCUCCCUGGCUCGCCCCAAUCAUCUGGGAUGGAACAUAUAAUAUUGAUAUGCUGAAUCAGCAGCACAAUGGUACGAGAAUUGGACUGUUUGUCUUUGCUGUGAAAAAGUACAUCCAGUUUCUUCUUCCACUCUUGGAGUCUGCAGAACGUUACUUCAUGGUUGGUCACAAAGUUACAUACUACAUAUUCACCGACAAGGUCAAUGAAGUAGUUAAACCCAAACUGGCCGAUGGCCGCAUCUUGCAAAUUCACCAUGUGGUUGCUGACCAACGCUGGCAGGAUGUGUCCAUGAGAAGAAUGGAAAUCCUCACAGUCUUCACUAAGGAGCAUAUGGCAAAGGAGAUAGACUACCUGGUAUGUGCUGAUGUUGACAUGGUAUUCAAUGAUCGUGUAGGAGUGGAAAUACUCGGAGACCUGGUAGCGACACUCCACCCAGGAUAUUUCCUUUCGGAACCAAAUGCAUUUCCUUAUGAGCGUAGACCAAUUUCUGCAGCAUGUAUACCAUCUAGUCUUGGAGACUUCUAUUACAUGGCUGCUUUGUAUGGUGGAAAAGUAGAAGAAAUUUACAAACUUAGUGUAUCUUGCCAAAAUGGUAUUUUUAAGGAUAAGGAAAAAAAUAUUGAAGCCGCAUGGCAGGAGGAAUCUCAUCUCAACUGGUAUCUGGUCUACAAUAAACCCACCAAGAUACUUUCACCUGAAUACCUCUGGGCCACUAACCUACCUAAUGGUGAAUUCAUCAAGAAGAAGAGGUUCUUGGGAGUGCACAAAAACCACCAAGAAGUGAGGAACUAAAAUGCUAUUAUAUUACAAGGCUUAUUUCCAGAAUGCAUCUUAAAGGAAUAAAAAUAG
Molecule: messenger RNA, 1216 nt
Organism: Bufo gargarizans (Asiatic toad)
Lineage: Eukaryota; Metazoa; Chordata; Amphibia; Anura; Bufonidae
Product: histo-blood group ABO system transferase 2-like
Exons: 5
Coding region: 125-1159 (344 amino acids)
Biological process (GO): carbohydrate metabolic process
Cellular component (GO): membrane; vesicle; Golgi apparatus
Molecular function (GO): hexosyltransferase activity
Source: RefSeq, a predicted model, not a curated record